Molecule: messenger RNA, 2161 nt
Organism: Drosophila obscura
Lineage: Eukaryota; Metazoa; Arthropoda; Insecta; Diptera; Drosophilidae
Gene: CNT2
Product: solute carrier family 28 member 3
Biological process (GO): nucleoside transmembrane transport
Cellular component (GO): membrane
Molecular function (GO): nucleoside:sodium symporter activity
Source: RefSeq, a predicted model, not a curated record
GUUGAAUUUAGUAUGAUCGCGACUGCCCAUCGAGAACAAUGGUAGAGCAGAGCAGUUAGCCCCGUCACAGCCCCGAAAUCAGCUAAGAGCUAAGCAAAUGCACCACUAAUCAUUCAUCAGUAUUCGGCCAAGUACGCACCGUGUCGACGACUUUGGAAACUUGUUUGAUAGCCGCUACAAACGAUAGCAUAAAUUAAACACAAACAAAAAUAAAUACGAAAACAACAACAGAGAACAAAAAAAGAUGACAACGGAUACGGCAAAGGGGGCCAUAAACAAUGGCUACGAACUGGAUCAUCGGGAACUGGACAUGCCAAAUGCGGCAGCAUUUAAGGAAAUGCCACAGCACGGCCUCGAGCUGCCACAAAGGGGGGAAGAAGGAAAGGGAUUCUUCUAUAAAAAUCCAAAAAUAGCACGCAUCGUGAAGAUUUCGGUUUACAUUCUAUUGCACCUUCUGGUCGUGGGCUACUUCUCGUAUGCCACCUACCAUUACAACGACAUCACUAAUUACGAGUGCUCCUGGAACUCGUCAGGUAAUCCUCUUUGUGGCAUCAACUGGUGCUCUGGCUAUGGCAUGCUGCUGCUCGUGCUGGGAUUCAUCUACAUUGGCAUGUUCUACUACUAUAUAUUCAAGCCGAGAGUGGGUCUCUGGCUGCACAGGGAGUACCUUAAGCCGGCUGCCCGAAAGUGGCACAACUUUAGCAGAACCAGGGCUGUCUCGCUGGCCUGCAUUGCCCUGUUGCUGGUCUUUCUGGCCAUCUUUCUGUACUUCGAGACUAAGGAUGAGCCGCAGAAGCUGGUGUCGCUGGUGGCCCCCUGCUUCUUCAUACUGUGUGGCUAUUGCUUCUCCACGAAACGCAGCGCUAUUAAGUGGCGCAUUGUGAUCACAGGCAUCACGUGCCAAUUCCUGCUGGGCAUAUUCUGCAUACGCUGGGAGGUGGGGCGGAAUAUCUUCGAUUGUCUGGGCCAGAAGGUCGCCACGUUCCUCGACUACGCCAAAGAUGGAGCACAGUUUGUCUUCGGCGACUUCCUGAUUAAGGCCGAAGUCUUUGCGUUCGCCAUUCUGCCCGUGAUCUUCUUCUUCAGCUUCUUCAUCUCCAUCCUGUACUACAUGGGCGCCAUGCAGUGGGUGGUCAUCAAGCUGGGCUGGAUACUGCAGCAGAUAUUGGGCACCACCGUCUGCGAGAGCGUCACCGCCGCGGCCAACAUCUUUCUGGGCAUGUCCGAGAGUCCACUGCUCAUCCGGCCCUACAUCAACAAGCUGACCAAGAGCGAGAUACACAGCAUAAUGGUGUCCGGAUUUGCGACAGUUUCCGGCACGGUGCUGGCAGCCUACUUGUCCUUCGGGGCAUCCGCCGCCCAUUUGAUUACCUCCUCGGUAAUGGCUGCCCCUGCCACGCUGGCCAUCUCGAAGCUCUAUAUGCCCGAGACCGAGGAGAGUCAGACCACAUCCGAGUCCAUUGAGCUGGAGAAAUCGCAGGACUCGUCUUUGCUGGAUGCUGCGUCCAGCGGCGCCAGCAAUGCCGUGCCCAUUGUCCUGGGCAUCAUUGCCAAUAUCGUGGCAUUUGUGGCCUUUGUCGCCUUCCUCAACGGCAUCGUCAAUUGGCUGGGAUAUCUGGUGGGUGUCGAUGAUAUCGACUUUGAGUGGAUAUUCUCCAAGCUGUUCAUUCCGCUCGUCUGGGCGAUGGGCGUGCCGAGCCAAGACUGUAAUCUCGUUGCCAAGGUCGUGGCCACAAAGACAAUAAUAAACGAGUUCGUGGCCUAUGAGCGACUGGGCGCCUACAUACAAGCGGGCGAAAUCACAGCUCGCAGCGGUGGCAUUGCCACGUUUGCCAUCUGCGGCUUUGCCAAUCCCAGCUCGCUGGGUAUUCUCAUUGGAUCGCUGAGUGCCAUGGCACCGAAUCGACGCUCCACCAUCACCUCGGUGGCAUUCAGAGCCUUUGUCGUGGGCAGCAUUGUGUGCUUUGUGUCCGCCAGUUUUGCAGGCAUACUCUUACAAGAAGACGACGAGAGGGCGAACUACGACAAAAUCAUACAGAAAUUGGGUCGCCGUAAUGCCACCCACGGAUAGGAAUACACAGGCUGAGAUCUUAGAUCGUUACAGAUAGCUGAUCAACUUAAGAAUAAUAAAAAGAAAAACCAUAUUAUUUAUUAAAAAAUA